CUCUUUACAAAAUGGCUCCCUUUCAAAACAAAUCCAAUCUUAAUCGCAAAAGCCAUUUUAUAUUAAGUAGCCAAUAACUCAUGAAAAAGACACUAACUCAUUAAGAAGACAUACACUGAGCAGUAAUAGUGAAACUUCGUAAAGAAUUGAACGAAGCAAAUACCACAUAAAAAGAUAUGCGUAGUACAUUAUUAUAUAGAUUUUUAUAUGUGUCAAAAUGGUCAAAUCAAACUUGGAAACCAUUUUUUGGACGAUGUCAAUCUGACGUGCUAGCAUUCGUUUCCACAAGUCGCCUACAUUUAAACUGGUCAUCAAGAUCAUGUUCAGAAGUACGGUGUAGUAGAAGCAAAUAUGGAUUUAAUUUGUCACCUACUAAAAGUAAUCAUCCAGUUCCAGGGGAAGAUACUGAAACACUGUUCCAGCCCAGAAGGGCAGUUAUUCUUACAAAAAUGACAAGAUAUGAGUAUGAGAGAAAAUUGUGCUUUGCCAUGACAGAUUCAGAAUUUAAAGAAUAUGUAAGUUAAAAAUAAAAUAUGUACUUAUUAAGUAUCAUACUUUUUUUAUAAGCAUAUUUUUUUAACUAUGCCAUCCUGCUAUGUAUGCAUUUUAGUAUUAAUAAUAUUAUAAUUAGCAGACUCAGACAGCGGCUGAACUCAUUGGAUAAGUGAGACUAGUGAGAGACAUUUUUGGACAUAAUCACUAUUUGUAGGCCCCUAUUAUUAUUAGUCAUGACAGACUAGAUAAAGGUAAUGUUGUUUUCAAAAAUUUUUUUUUUGUUAUUUAAAAAUAAAUAAAUAUUCAUUGCUGAAGUUCUGUAUUUCCGGUUUUUAGCAGACAGUAAUAAAGAAAAUGGCCAGCUGACAGAAAAAUAAUAGUUUUAUUGUGUUGCCUAAUGCUUUAUUAACUGAUCAGGACAUAAAAAAUGAUCCGAUUUGGACACUGUUUACAUUGGGACAACACUUGACAAAUAGUUUUGCAGCUCAACAAUGGUGCGCACAAAGGCGCCUGCAUAAAAACAAAAUAAAUUGCGGACGUUGUCAACAACUGUGUACACUCAACCACUUUGCACAGGGAAUUGAUGGGCUUAGGUGGGCUUGUGAUGGGUGUGGCUUCAAAAAGUCUGUACGAGAUGGCUUGUUCUUCGCUUGCAGCCAUCUUACACUGAGGCAAGUUAUUAUUAUGACGUAAUGUUGGGCAUGUGACAUGCCACAGAAACAGAUGGCUCGUGAAGCUGGUGUGACUGAGAAGGCAACAUUGGUAGACUGGUGUAACUUUAUGCGUGAGGAUGCGGAGAUCUGGCUUGAUUCAAAUGCAGUUGAAAUUGGGGGAUUUAAUGCUAACGGCAAUUCUAUCGUAGUUGAAAUCGAUGAGACUAAAUACUUUUACCGGAAGUACCAUCGAGGCCAGAUGGACAUUGGGUGUUCAUAGGUAUCGAGCGUGAAAGUGGAUAACGCUUUCUGGUUGAAGUCCCGAACAGAAAUGCAGCCACUUUGCAGGCUUCCAUACAGCAGCAUAUUUUGCCAGGUUCUCAUAUCAUAUCUGACGGUUGGGAAGCUUAUGCGCAAGUCGACAGGAGGUGGAAUAUAUCAACAUUCAGUUGUUGUCCAUCAACACAACUUCGUUGACCCGAACGAUGCAGAAGUCCACACACAGAACAUUGAGAAUAUGUGGAUGCGGGCUAAGCGCAAACUGAAGAGAUGAUUCGGGACUAGUCGUGCUCUUUUUCCGUCCUAUAUGCAUGAGUUUGCUUGUCGUUUUAAAUUUGGUGAUGUAGACUUAUUUUCACAGCUCAUCAUCACUUUGGUGACAAUUAUAGAUAAAUGAACAUGCGUUUUCACUUUUGUGUCACUGAAUAAACAUUAAACUGGUUUUAUAUGGUUUUAAUUAUUUUUUAAUAAUUUUCAAAUUUUUAAAAAUUACAGACGCUAAAAUACAAUAUUACCUAGAUAAGAGUAUGGUUGAACUCAAGAUUUUGCUAAAAUUAAAGCAGACAAUUUGCGCCAUGUUGUCAUUUUUGUGUUUAUUUAACUUAAUAGGUUUAGUUUAGGGUUUAGGUUAAGUUUAGGGUUCAGGUUAGAUUUAGGGAUAAGUUAAGGGUGAACUUUCACGGGUCGUGGCGGCCGGGGCACAGAUUGUCUGAAUUUAACCAAGAUUUCAAUCAAUAUUACUAACUUUGACUUUGGCAGAAAUCUUAAAUAUUGUCAGAUUGCCAUUAAUGAUAAAUUAUUUUUAAGAGCUAUUGCUUUUUGAAAAGACCAAGUCCAUCUUUUUAUCUUUAUUUAUAGAAGAGGAGGUACAAUAUUUUUGGUGAAUUUUUUAAAACCCCUUGCCCUUAUUUACCAACUUUUCACAUUUCUGCCUAAUUUAUCCACAACUUUUUAUUUUAAAAGAUAAUGAUACCAAAUUUUCAGGAGACAUUCUAAAUGCAAUAUUAAAUAGGCUAAUACUAAUAUACAAUGAACAGCAAGUAUUUUUAUUUUGGAACAUUUUUAUUUGAGGGUAAGUUAAAUAAAAAUUAUGAAACGAAAAAUUAGAUAAAUGAUUUUUUAUAAAGGCAAAACCAAGAAAAUAACAUGUUUAUUGUAUUUUAUUUAAGAAUAUGUUUCUGUUAAAUUUUAAAUUAAGGCUAAUAUUUAUAAAAGGUAAUUAGAAGUCUUUUUUAAUAAAAAUGAAUGCAUUAAUAAUUUUUAAAAAACUAAAAUCCCCCAAUACUACAUAUACGUGCAUAUCGGUAACAGUAUGUGAUUUAAAUGUAUUGAGUAUUGAGGAUGUUCCGUCUGUCAAUUUCUGGGUAGACCGCUCCAUAGACUUCUUGGUAUUGUUGAUGCAUCCCACAAUCUUUCCUUCAUAAACUUUGUCUUGGCCUUCCAUGUUCAAACAUGUUUCUCUGGAAGUAGCCUAGACACAACAUCUAAUCCUGAAUCUAUUCAAUUUCUAGUUUCUUUUUAUUAUUAUUAUUAUUAAUAUUAUUCAAGUUUUAUGUUUAUUAAAAUUCAUCUUUUUUUUUUCUUUUUCUUUUUUUAGAAGUAUUAAAUAUUUCUAAUAAAAAUAAAAAUUAUUUAUUGUAAUUUUGAGUAUUAUUUAUUUAUUUGAUAUCUUUUAAUUAAAAAAAAUUAUGGGCUUAUUUAUAUAUAGACUGUUAUGUCAAUAAUUUUAAAAUUACUUUGAUUAUAAUUAUACAAUAUAGCCUAAGGCAUAUAUAAUAGCACUAGACUCUAACUCUUAGAAUACAAGUAAAGACAUAAAGUGAGUAGAUUAAGUAUUUUAGAAUUUUUAGAAUAUUACAUUAACUUAAACAAUUCUUUAAAAUGUAUAAUUAAAUACCUUAUUAAUUAUUAAAUUAAAAUAUACUAACUUAAAUUAGGUCUAUAAGUGCAGUUGUAGUAAUAGAUUAUAAUUUGGCUUAUGCUUUAUAUAGUACCGGCAGAUAAGUAUUUUUUAAAAUUGUAAGUCUAGAACAGUAAGCUUAAAUUAAUUUUUUUUUCUGUAUUCAAAACUUAUGUUAAAUUUAGUUAGAUUUAUUCAGAUAUUUAAAGAUUACAGAAUAUGAAAAUUCUCUUACUGAUUGUUAUAGCGAGCCAUUCCAUUUCCGGUGAAGAUAUUAAAAAAUCUCAAAAUUGGGGGUGGGGUGGGGGGUGUUUGAUGACUUGUUAAAAGGGCUAACAUUCAAAGGGAAAAGCCAUAAGGACUAUUUAAAAGUUAUUCCCAAACCAAAUUUUAAAUGCUGAAAGGCAAAUUUUAAGUGCCAAUAACGCUAAGUUUCUUAAAUAAAGUACAAAAUGGUAAAAAAGACACAGCACAAAAACGGAAGUUCACCUCCUUGGGUAAAUUGUAUGAGCAUCACCGUAAGACAGAUAUUUUACAUAAUCAAAGACAAAGAUAAUUUAUUAUUAGAAAAGGGUGACAUAAAACACAAUUAAACAACUCCUAAAACAAAGUUUUUCGUUUAAAUCCUUUAUAAAAUGUAAUGACGAGAAAUUUGGGGGGGCAAAAAAUUUGAAAAAAAAUUCAUUCAAGAGACACACUUUAUAAGAAACCCCAAUUAGUGCUCUUAUAUACUCAUGUUUUGCACUAGGUCUCUUUGGGUCUUCCAUGUUUUUAUUGUCCAUGGGCUGUCCAUCUUAGAUUCCACCCAUGGAACGCAGCUAGUUGACAUUGUAGUACAAACAUGACUACACUAUCUGCAGUGAAUCCCAGCACAGUUUUAGUAAUGGUUGUUACUCCCAAUUAGCAUCUCAGUGCUUUGUUGGAAAUUGCCUUCAGCCAAUUUAUUAUGGAUCCUUCAUAGGCAUUAGGUCUGGACAAUAUAUAUUAUAUAUUUUGGUGUUUAAAAUUAAAACAGGGUCAGUCUUUAUGUUUAAAUGCAAAUUUAAAUACAUUUUUCAUUUUAAGCUUGAGUCCAAAGACUCCGAUUAUCAAGGACUGCUUGAACGUCACAAGAAUCAUUAUGUAGCUUUGGAUGUAGUUAGGAAAGAACUCCUGUAAGUAGGAGUGUUAUUUUUAUGAUUAUUUAGAUAUAAAAAAAGUUUAAUAUGAUUUAUUUGAUUAAUUUAAAAAAAAUUAAUGUUAGUCUUGAUGAAGUUUUUCAUUAAUUUGAUUGAUCUACAGUUGUAAUUUUAUGUUCUUAACAAAAUAUUGUUGACAUGCUUUACUUUUCAUUCUAUGUUAUUUAUAUUAUUUUGUUUUUUAAGUAAACUGUUUUAGUGUUGUACAAUUUAUUUAUAAAUUACAGAAAAGCUAACAUAGAAACAAGAGUUGUCCAUAGAUUUGAACUGGUUCAAAGUGUUGUUGACUGGGCUGAUGUAGUGUUUACAGCUGGUGGAGAUGGCACAUAUCUUUUGGCUGCUAACAAAUUUAUCAACACAAGUAAACCUUUAAUUGGCAUUAACACAGAUCCUGACAGGUAAUCAUUAUUAUUUUCUUUUUCCUAUAAAGUUAUAAUCUUUUUAUUUAUACUUCUUUAACCCACUCCUACAUGACCCUCAAUUUAUGGUCCUUCCGAAUUCUUACGUGCUGCAGUAAAGUAUUUGUGUUAUGUUUAAGACUGUGGAUGCGUUUGUCAGGAGAAAAACAAUCCACACCACUUGGAAAUAAAAUUUGACAACUGUUUUCAGAAAUAUAUUUUAUGGAUCUGUAGUCACAUAUUUCAACAAAGAAAUCUAACUAAACCCUCGUGAGGCGACUGGGGCAAACUAUUUGCCCAAGAGCCAGUGGGGAAAAAGACAAAGGGCCAAUCCAUCCCAAAAUAAUACAAGCUGCAAUAUUGACUAGCUGGUCUUUCUACCAGCUAAUUAGAUUGCUUCUUGCAUUCAUUGAAGCUUCCAUUGAUAGAUUAUGAUGUUCUGUCAUUUUAUAUUAAUUUUUUUGGUGCCAAAUUACACUUAUAAAUAUAGAUCCUAGACAUAUGCCGCACAGCGUUUGACCAGACUGUUUCAAUAAAAAUCAUUUCUUUUUCUUAAAAUUACUUUUCAGAUAUAAAUUUGUAUUUCUUGUAGACAUUUUUUGGAGUUAAAACCAAAGGUAUAUUAAUGCCACAUUAAGCCUAUCAACAUAUUGAUUAUUACAUGAUUACUGUAUAUUAGGAGACCUAAUGUUGAAUGGUUAACACAGUGCCAACAAACACCAGAACUGGAAUUGAAAUGAAGAUGUUGGCAUUGUCAUAACAAGGUCAAUAAACAGCAGUGCUUGAAUCGUUAUCAUGCUCAAGUAGCAUAGUGGAACAUGCGCCAGCACUGUCAAAAUGUAAUCUCUACUUAUUUCCUCUUUGAACAGAUCAGAGGGUCAUCUUUGUCUUCCAAAAAGAGACUAUGCAGCCAUAAAGUUUGGUGAUGCACUCAAAAGACUGUUAGCUGGAGAUUUUGGGUAUAGUUAUUAAAGACUCAUUAUAAAGAAAAACCUUGACAAUUAUGUUUAGUGCAGUUAAAGUUAAAGACUUACAAUCAUUUAAAUUACAUAUUGCUUAUCUCUGAAAAUUACAUGUAUGAUGUCAUUGGCAAAUUGAAAUGUAUUUUUUUUUAAAACUUAAAUUCUAUUUUUAGAAAGGAGCAAUGUUUGAAAAUCAAUCUCAUAAUAAAUAUUGUAUUUUACAAUACAGCUGGAAAUGGAGACAGCGUAUCCAGGUGACAAUGUCAGGCAGACACAUCAAUGAUGACCCCAUUGAGCUGCAUGAUCAACAGUUGAUAUUUCCGGAGCAUAGGUUUACAGAGCACAUAGCUGAGGAUGAGCAAGUGAGAGUUCUUAAGCAAGGAAAUGAUGAGAAACUGCUGUAUCCAAAGAGAACCCUCCCAUGUCUGGCUCUAAAUGAAUGUUUCAUUGGAGAAUCCCUUUCAUCAAGGUAAAUGUCUUUAUUAAUGUUUUAUUGGAGAAUUCCUUUCAUCAAGGUGUCUGAAUGAAUGUUUCAUCAUUGGAGAAUUCCUUUCAUCAAGGUAAAUGUCUUAAUGAUUUUUUUUUAUUGGAGAAUCCCUCUCAUCAAGAUAUUUGCUCUCAUCAAGGUGUCUGAAUGAAGAUUAAUUUAUUUUUUUUUGGCCAAAGCAACUCCAUAGUAUAAAUGUGCCCAUUAAAAAGGUAGCUUGUGGUCAUAAAACAAGCUACUUGCAACUAUAACUUAUAUUUUGAUCUUUUUGUUCAUUUCUUUGUGUCUCCAGAGUUUCAUACUAUGAAUUCUCAACAGACACUUUAGCAAAGGAAAAACAGAAGAGUUCUGGCGUGACUGUCUGUACAGGAACAGGUUCAAGCUCCUGGCAUUUUCACAUUAAUCACUUAUCCAUUUUCUCAGUCAAGAAAGUUCUUUCAAUUGGUAAGGAAUCCAGCUUAACAUUGCAAAAUGAUUUUAAAAAUAUAAUAGUAAGCAAUAGUUUUUUAAUGAUCCAGCAUGAUAAUAUUGAUUAUUAGAUGUUACAAAAAUAUUUUUACAUUUUAAAUGGUUUGUUAGUUUAAUGGGAAUAACUUUUUUAAAAAUAAUUCUUUUAAUAAAUGUAUUUACCUUUUUGCUUUUUAAAGUUUCUCUCAAAAGAUUAAGAUGGGGUCACCAGGGGCCACGUCGAGCCUGGUGCCUCUUUUUAUAUGUCAUGCUAACAAGAAUGAAGUUUAUGUUUGACAAUCCCUUUUAUAUGUAAAACUGGGCUCUAAGUGGGCAAUGCAAUGUAGCUUUCCUACAGCUUGCUAACAGCAGAGCUUCCAUUUUUAUACUUGUAUCACAUCCUCUUUACCAUCCCCUCUCUUACAUUCGUUUGAACACCAACCCAAAUUUUUGGAACAAAUAUUUAUGUUCAGAUGCAUUUGCAUCUUGUCAGUGACCAAGCUUUAAUAAUACAGACUAUAAUAACACAUUGUGAUGUUUGGUUUGUAAAUAACCAAAUGUGGACCAACUACCCCAUGCCAUACUUUGUAUAUUUUUUAUAUUAUCUCAAGGCCAUUUUAAUUACCUAUCCCUAGCAGUUAUCUAGUUAUCUCCCUCGGCAUGUAAAAAAGUAGACAUGACAUAUCACCUUACACCCAUGUGACAAAAGUAGACAUGAGAUAUUGCAUAUGUGACAUAAGUUGACAUGACAUAUCACCUUACAACCAUGUGACAUAAGUAGACAUGACAUAUCACCUUACAACCAUGUGACAUAAGUAGACAUGACAUUGCCUUACAACCAUGUGAGAUAAGUUGACAUGACAUAUCACCUUACAACCAGGUGACAUAAGUAGACAUGACAUAUCACCUUACAACCCUGUGACAUAAGUAGACAUAACAUAUCACCUUACAACAUGUCACAAAAGUAGACAUGACAUAUCCCCUUACACCCAUGUGACAUAAGGAGACAUGAAAAAUUGCCUUACAACCAUGUGACAUAAGUAGACAUAACAUAUCACCUUACAACCAUAUGACAUAAGUAGACAUGACAUAUUGCCUUACAACCACUGACAUAAGUAGACAUGACAUAUCCCCUUACAACCAUAUGACAUAAGUAGACAUGACAUUGCCUUACAACCAUGUGAGAUAAGUUGACAUGACAUAUCACCUUACAACCAGGUGACAUAAGUAGACAUGACAUAUCACCUUACAACCAUGUGACAUAAGUAGACGUGACAUUGCCUUAAACCCAUGUGACAUAAGUAAACAUUCUUUUCUAAGUAUAAGUAGUCUGUCUUAUUGCUUGACAGUAUUACAAAGGACAAAAAUGAACGAUUUGCUUCAUCGUAGUAAACGGCAAAGUACAUUUAGGAGCAUGUUCCCCACAUCCUGUUAAUCCCUCAUUAUGGACACCCAUAAAUAUUUAGGUCACACACUCCACCCUAACCCCACCCCUCAACUUAGGAUGUAAGAAUGCCUCCUGGCUCUUUAAAAAGAGUUUGCUCACUGAUUUUAAAAGAAUUUAUGAGCUAAUAAUUGCUAUUGCUCACGUUUAUGCAUAAACUAUUUUUUUUUAAAUCUUAAAUUUAAAAAAAAUCUAAUUCAUUUCAUCCAAUUAAAGUCGAAGUUAAAUAAAAUUGUGCAUAUAAUUUCCCAGCUAAUGAAGUUUCUGGCUGCAACUAUCCCUCGCAAAACCAAGAAAUGGCUGAGACGAUAAUGAAUAAGUUUAACAGCAGUUUACGCUUUGAUCCAAGUGAACCUCUUAUGGCAUACACUAUCCGUGAUCCAAUCAGAAAUGGUAGGUUGUUCAAUUUAGAAAGCUAUAUGUGUAUUAAAUAGUUGUAUGCUUGUUCAAUGAAUGGUAUAAAGUCUAUAAGUUAACAUAUUCUUUAAGAAAACAUUGUAUCAAAAUUUAGAAAAUUUAAUUGUGGGACACAACCUUGUUUCAACUUAUAUUAAAUUAUCUUCCAGUUACUUCCCUUAAAAUUAUUUUUUUUAUUUUAAAAAAUAAUUUUCACCAGUAUGUGGUUAAUUUCAUCAUCCAUUGGCAAAUUUAUUGUUUGUUAACCUGGCAAAAAAGUUAGCUGACUUUGAAGACCUUUCCUGGUGCCGCACCCAUUAGGAAAGGCGUCUUUUGUGGACAUAAGUUAAAAGAAAAAAUUGAUUUGAAGGCGUUACAGUGAUUAUAUUUUAUUUUUAAAAUUUUAAAAAUUAUAUAUUGAAAAAAGGAAAACUCAUUUUCCUAGGCUAGAAGUUGAAAUGGUUUUAUAUUUAAUAAAUUCGCAAAUUAGCUAACAACAAAUUGAAACAAAUUGUCAUUACUUUUUACUGUAUUACUAUUUAACAUUUUCAAGUUCACUGAUGCUUUGGCGUCUUAUAGUUUUCUUUAUUUUUUUUCUUAAAGCUGUUUUCAAUGUAGAAUGCACAAGUGGCUUUGCCAAAAAGUGAGUUAUGUUAAUUUUUGUGCUGUUUACUAUUAAUUAAAAACCAUUGUAAUUAUAAAUUGUUUAUGCUAAAAUUAUUCAAAAUCCAUCUUAAAUGUAUUUUGAAUUAUUAAAAUGGUUUUUCUCCAAUCCUAGGAAAUAUUUGUACAACUAUUUUUUUUUUUUAUAUUUUACCCAGAAUAACAAUUCGAUCAAGAAUGUGGGAUGCAUGCUUGGUCAUAGAUGGGGGAAUGUCUUUCAAGUUCAAUGAUGGCGCGGUUGCUACUUUUGAGAUUGCUGAUAACAAUGCUCUCAGGACAGUGACUUUAGACUGAUCUGUUUUUGUAAAAAAGAUGUGUCCAAGCUUUACUUUUUAUUCUCCUGUCACAUUUCUGUUAGAAUAAAAUUUUUAAAAAUUGAAUCCGUCAGUGAGGUGUAGCAGAAUUACAUUUACCUGAUUUAGCCUUGACCGAAUCCAUUCCCCAACAAUACCCUGAAAGCUUUACUUUCUUAAAAUAUAAAAUUCGCAGUUUUAAAAUGAUAUUCUGGUAUCAACUUUUGACUUCUGAUGAGAGCACUUUGAAAGUGACAAAACUGUUGUUUUUUUUCCAGUGCAUAAUGUAAAAGAUUUUUAUAUGUGUCAGCUUUGUAUUUAAACCUUUUGAGUUUUCAAAUGGCUACUGGUGUGAACAAAGUCAGUUGGUAGAUCUCACAAAGAGAGUUAGUGAGCUUAUUUAGUGUCAAAUGUGUUUAUAAAUAUGCUUGGCUUGAAUCUUAGACAAGUUGAACAUCAGAAAUAUGUUCUGGCUUCAUUACAUCAUCAUUCAUUUUGAUUCAAGCUUGAAUGACCUUUUCAGGGUUGAUGAACAAAAAUUAUAUCCUUAAAAUGAAUCACACUUCAGAAAAAGUCUUGAAUAAUUCCAGGGGCAACAUUCCUGGUAUUAACUUCUAUAAUACUUAAAUAUCUUCAUAUCAAAUUGCAAGUCUGUGUUAAUUCUUACAAAGAUUUAAUUAAGUCUGAUUUUAUAUAAUACAUUUUCACAUAUUGAAUAGUGAUAAUGGCCACUUUACUUUUUAAAUCAUAAUAGAAGUACUGAUGUUUCAGAAUUCUGAUUUAACAGCAUUAAAGGAGAAAAAAAAUUAUUAGCUCAGACUUUAAUAGAUCUGCAUUUUCUCUUAUCCGUUUUUUUUUGUUGUAAUUUGUACAUAGACAUAAUAGUAAUGAUAAAGGAUAGCACAUUUGUGGUAUUCAUCUGUUUUGAUCUAAUUCAUAUCUUUACUCUUCAGAGACGUGUUCAUGAUUUACACAUAAUGUUGAGAAGCUUGUAAUUGCAAUUUUGACAUUGGUAUAUCUCAUAAAAAUGUUGAUUUUUUUAUACAAUGAGCAAAUGUAAAUAAUUUUUUUUUAUUUUCUUGCGUAAAGUAAGUUAAAAAAAAUAUUUAUUCUGAAAGUUCUGAAAGAAAUAUACAUGGGUUCUUUUGAGUUGAAUAAUGCAAUUUUCAUGACAAAAUUUAAAUAAUGAUAUUGUGCUGUUUCACCUGCAGCACUGAGAUAUGUUAUAUGAAUCAUAAAAAAAAAAAAAAACUGUAACAGUAAAGCUUAAAUACAUUAAACAAUAAAAUAAUGGGACCCUACUAAAAAUCUUAAAGUUUUGAAAGAAAUAUACAUUGGUUCUUUUGAGUUGAAUAAUGCAAUUUUCAUGACAAAAUUUAAAUAAUGAUAUUUUGCUGUUUCACCUGCAGCACUGAGAUAUGUUAUAUGAAUCAUAAAAAAAAAAAAAAAACUGUAACAGUAAAGCUUAAAUACAUUAAACAAUAAAAUAAUGGGACCCUACUAAAACUACUUAAGUCUAUUGAUAAUCUAAAAACCCAGUUUCAUUGUGUCCUGCUAUAUGAACUGAACAUGGUUGUGACACUGACAGUCAUGUGAGAACCAAAUAUGUCUUAUAACUUUCUGCCAUCUGUGGAUAUUCCAGGGGUGAAAUUAGGAAGCUAGUCAACCUGGCUCUUUUGUAAAAUUCUUUAUAUUAACUUUG
Lymnaea stagnalis (great pond snail) is the source of this 11297-nucleotide messenger RNA. The record is from the annotation of a GenBank genome assembly. NCBI's taxonomy places the organism in Eukaryota, Metazoa, Mollusca, Gastropoda, Lymnaeidae.